Cadophora gregata is the source of this 738-nucleotide messenger RNA. RefSeq lists its product as uncharacterized. Lineage: Eukaryota; Fungi; Ascomycota; Leotiomycetes; Helotiales; Ploettnerulaceae. Bases 1 to 738 code for a protein of 245 amino acids. The transcript has a single exon. The record is from RefSeq and is a predicted model, not a curated record.
AUGUCCUCGUUCAACUCCACGACAUCGAAUCCGCAGAAGACAUUGCGCAGCUCCUCAUCGUCAUUCAGCGAAGAAAAUAUCGGUCUGCCAGACUACGCGCAGAAUUCCCUCCAACAUGUCGACCUCCCAGUCUUGACUUUAAUAUCCCAUGGCCAUGCGCCUCCUCUCGACCCGCAACCUCAAUUAAGGUUCGAUGUGCGAAAUCUCCCCAAUCCACCAAAACACAUCAGAGAUGCGUUCAAUGGCACUUCGAGGAGGUUACAGGAAUGGAUGCUAUCCGACACCAAGUUCUGCGGCAGAAGAGAUGCUAUCAGAAUAGAGAUUGAAGUGGAAAUAACGAAGAUGAACGCGGAGCGGGAGCAGAAUGCUGUCCUAAAGUCAAGACACGACGCUGAAAGAGACCUGGGCGAAGCGCAAGGGGAAACGCAAAUUGAAAUGAAUUUCUCAGCAGACCAGCCAGAAGAUGGCGAUGCCAUCCCAAGUGGAAUGGACUCCAGGUCGGAAAAAGCGGAAUGGGCUGAUCCGUCGAGACUUCGAGUGGGCAUAUCUUGCGCCAUGGGACGGCAUAGAAGUGUCGCGAUGGUAGAAGAGCUCGCAAAGAUGUCCUGGCCUGGCUGGCAAGUCGAGCUUCAACACAGGGAUCUGAACAACAAGCCAGGCAGUGGCAGGAAAGCUGGUGCUAAGAAGAGUCGCGGAACGAGAGGAGGUGGCAUCCCUUCUUAUUUUGAGUUCGAUUGA